This is a messenger RNA of Microsporum canis CBS 113480, 1206 nucleotides long. RefSeq names its product DUF159 domain-containing protein. The record is from RefSeq and is a predicted model, not a curated record. Bases 1 to 1206 code for a protein of 401 amino acids. The transcript has 3 exons. Gene Ontology annotation, molecular function: single-stranded DNA binding. NCBI's taxonomy places the organism in Eukaryota, Fungi, Ascomycota, Eurotiomycetes, Onygenales, Arthrodermataceae. Gene Ontology annotation, biological process: DNA damage response.
AUGUGUGGGCGAUAUUCUAUGGGAAUUUCUGAUUCGGCUUUGAGACAGCGGUUGGCGUUCAUCCGACAUCAACUACAACAACGAGGCCAGCAAGUUGAUGAAAUAGCGGACGAUGAUGAAGUGAGAGAGACGUAUAACUUUGCACCUGGGAAUUAUGGUGCUGUGCUAAGAGCCGAUACCCCUGACCAUGGUGGCAUUGGCCCUGAAGCGCUUGACGGCGAAGCUGCUGAAGAGCGAGAGCACUCUGAGCAUAUCGGGAAAGGAGAGAAAGGCACCAAGUACAAGAUUCAGGCUAUGAAAUGGGGACUGAUACCCUUUUGGACCAAACGAUCUCCAAACUAUGGCUCACUGAUGAAGACUAUCAACUGUCGAGAUGAUUCUUUAAUGGAAGAUCGAGGCAUGUGGACUUCGAUGAAGAAGAAAAAGCGCUGCAUCGUGAUAUGCCAGGGCUUUUAUGAGUGGCUUAAGACGGGGCCUGGGGGCAAAAUCAGAUUGCCAUAUUAUACCCGUCGCAAGGAUGGAGACCUGAUGUGUUUCGCUGGCCUGUGGGACUGCGUCAAAUAUGAAGAUACGGAUGAGAAGUUAUAUACCUAUACGGUAAUUACUACCUCAUCCAACUCACAACUUAAAUUUCUCCACGAUCGUAUGCCUGUCAUCCUUAAUCCGGGUAGUAAAGAGAUGGUUACCUGGCUAGACCCGCAUACCACCACAUGGACAAACGAGCUUCAGUCGCUUUUGAAGCCCUAUGAAGGCGAACUAGAGACCUAUCCCGUCAGCAAGGACGUAGGGAAAGUCGGCAAUAACUCCCCAAGUUUCAUUAUACCGAUUGAUAGCAAGGAAAAUAAGAGUAAUAUCGCUAAUUUCUUCCAGGGCAAAGGCGAUAAGAAGGGGAAAGCAGAUAUACGGGAGGCCAAGGAAGAUGAUUCUAAGAACUUACAAAAACUUAAACCUGGACAGACAGAGAGUGAAUCUGCCUUGAAGAGGGAGUUCUCUCCAGGGAAUAAGCCAGAGCAGGUUCUAGGGAGCAACAAGAAGGUAAAGAUUGGAAGCCCGCAGAAAGGGCCUACCCAAGCAGAGAUACAACCCAUCAAAGGACCCAGCCCAGUGAAGAAGAUGCGAAAUGCAACCAGAAACGACACGAAGUCAAAGGCCGGAGUUAAGCCCAGUGAUGGAAAUCAGCGAAUUACCAAUUUCUUCAAGAAGUGA